CGCUUGAGGUCUCACAUCGCUAUCGAGUGUUUUUUGCAGGUGAACCCAUGCUUUCUGUGAUAUUCGCACUCUGGUGUCUAAAUCGAGAUAGGAUCAUUCAGUUACUAUGGAAUUAUUAGUCAUCACACGUCGCUAAUAGUAACGGCGAUUGACAUUAUUUAUUGAAAGGAACAGUUCAGACCGUAUAUAGCAGAAGUAGACUGGGAGAAUUAAUGGUUUUUGAGCUUGAAGUUGAGAAAUAUGGAAGAGUAUGACAACAUGAUGGAGACUGAAGCUGAAAGGCCCCAAGACAUGGACAUCCAGAUUGAAACCAGCGAGGAUCUGCAGUUAUUCCACCAGAAGACAAUUCACAACUUCACACCUCGGGCAUAUCAGGUGGAGCUAUUGGAACGAGCUCUGGACAAGAAUACUGUUGUGUGUCUGCAAACUGGUUCUGGCAAGACAUUUAUUGCUGUGAUGUUAAUAAAAGAACUUGCUCACCAGAUAAGAACUAGUUACGAUAAUGGCGAUGGUGGCAAAAUGACCUUCUUCCUUGUCAAUUCCGUGCCGUUGGUGUCACAGCAAGCCAAUGUAAUUCGUACACACACUGAUUUGACUGUCGGUGAGUAUGUUGAUGCCAUGGAUGUAGAUCUAUGGAAGAAAGACAAAUGGAAUCAAGAGUUCAGCAAACACCAAGUGCUUGUGAUGACGUGUCAGAUUUUCCUAGACUUGCUACUUCAUGGAAUGAUUAGUCUGUCAAGCGUAAAUCUGAUGAUAUUUGACGAAUGCCAUCAUGCUAUAGGAAAUCAUCCAUAUCGAGAGAUUAUGAAGAUCUACGAUGUUUGCCCCAAAACAUCUUACCCAAGAAUAUUAGGUUUGACAUCUUCCAUUCUGAAUGGAAAGUGUGAUCCAACAAGGUUGGAAAAGAAGUUGGGCGAACUUGAAAUGACAAUGAGGGGGACUGCCGAGACAGCUACAGACAGUACACUUGUUGGUCAAUACGGCGCUCGACCCAAAGAAGUUGUGAUUUAUUGCCAGGCAUUCCAGGAUGAAAAUAAAUUGGCAGAAGAAAUUAACACUAUUCUUCAAAAUGCUAGAAUGUUCUUAGAAGAUUGCAGUUUCACUUUGGAAGAUAACGAGAGAGAUCCAAGGGUAAUUCCUAAGAGUGUUCUUUUGGAGUGCCAAAGUACGUUGUCUGUUUUAGGCCCAUGGUGCACAAACCUGGCAUGCCAGGUGAUGAUAAGAGAAUUAGAAAAGGUGGAGUUCCAUUCAACCUUGGGGUUAAGCAAACUCUUCAUACGUUUUGCAAUGACCACUCUGCGGUUCAUUUACAUGCGGUGUACUGAAGUUUUCGGUAGUACACAAAGAGUUAAUCUUAAAUACGUCACCCCUAAAGUGCUGAAACUGUUGGAGAUCUUAAAGCAAUUCAAACCACAACCAGAAGAAAAUCCACCUGUGGAGAAACAAGAUUGCGUAGAAAAGAAUGGCAUUUUGGGCAAUGAUUCAACAGCUGAUACUCCAUCUGAUACAAACAUGGAAUUGCCUCCAAACAAUGUUCUAGUGGAUAACAAGCUGGCGUCCUGUAAUGCAGUCUCUAAUACUGAAGUCAGUGCAGUGGAAGACAACUCAUCGGUUUCUGCACCAGCUGUUAAUAAUUCCCGUAUCACCACUCAGGAAAACAAUACUCCAUCAGGGAGAAAACAACAACAUAAACAUAAACACUUAAAUCACUAUGGUGAUCAGCAUAUAGGAACUGGACUCUCCUCCCUCUGUGGUAUUGUGUUUGUGCAACAACGUUACACCGCAGUAGUGCUGAACCAACUUCUCAAAGACCUCAGCAAACAGGACCCAGAUCUGGCCUACCUCUCCACCAGUUACAUCACCGGACGCAGCAUAAAGUCAACUUUAUCUGUCAAUCCUGACAUGGAGUACAAAAAACAGGAGGAGGUCCUACGCAGAUUUCGCCGUCAUGAGACAAACCUGCUAGUUGCCACAAGUGUUGUUGAAGAAGGCGUGGAUGUGCCAAAGUGUAAUUUAGUGAUUCGUUUUGACAGCAUGCGAGAGUACAGGUCAUAUGUGCAAUCCAAAGGUAGAGCGAGGGCGCCUGAGUCUUUCUUCAUAAUGAUGGUGUACGAUGAAGAGAAAGAGGCAUUUAUCAAGGAUCUAAAACAGUACAAAUUUAUUGACAGGAUUUUAGAAAGGAUCUGCCAUGGGAAAGAAUCACCAGCGGAGGAAGACAUUGAUGCUCACAUGGUGGACAGUUUGCUUCCUCAAUACACGCCAAAUAAACAAGAAGGUGGAGCUAGAGUCACCAUGAGUUCUAGUAUACCUUUAAUUAAUAGAUAUUGUGCCAAAUUGCCAAGCGAUGCAUUUACUCAUCUGACGCCAAAGUGCAAGACUGUACAACUGCCAAAUACAGACCCACACAUGUAUCAAUCCAUAUUGUAUUUGCCAAUCAACUCGCCUCUCAGGCAACCCGUCCAGGGUCCACCAAUGAAAGGGAAGAAAUUUGCCGAAAUGGCUGUAGCUUUGAAAACAUGUGAACUUUUACAUAAAGCAGGUGAACUUGAUGAAAAUUUACUGCCGGUCGGUAAAGAAGUAGUUCCUUAUGAAGAUAGAGACAUGUUUGAGGAAGAAAUGGAUGCAGAUGGUCCACGUCCUGGUACUACAAAGAGAAGACAGUAUUAUUGUAAGCAGGUGGCAGAUUCUUUGCAGAAUGGCUUGCCAGGCAUUAAUAAGCCAUGUUAUCUGUAUGUUAUCAAGAUGAAACUAGCACUGCCAUUACCGGAUAUUCUCAACACACGUGGCCGCAAGCUGUAUUGUCCCGAAGACAGUGAACAAGGAUUUGGGAUUCUUAUUUCAAAAAAGAUACCCGGGAUUCCCAGCUUUCCAGUGUAUACUCGUUCCGGGAAAGUAACUGUCUCCAUGGAAUUAGCAUCAUCGGGACUACGUAUCCCGAAGGAUAAGGUUAUCCAGAUCCGGAAAUUCCACAAGUGCAUCUUCUCUGAGGUACUGAGACUGGAGAAACCCUCCAUGAAGUUUGAUCCCGCCAAAUCUCUUUCCAAAUACUACAUAGUGCCACUACUGUCAGAUAUUGAUUUAUACGGAGCGGAAAUCCAAGAAAUUGAUUGGUCUUUUCUCGAAUUGAUCAGUCAGUGCAGUGGUGACUUGGAUAACCCCAAACCUGUCAAGUACACUAAUAAUGCGCCUUACACUUUUGAUCCUGCUAAAUAUGAAGAUGCUGUUGUGACACCAACCUAUCGCAAUUUUGAUCAACCACAGAGAUACUAUGUUGCUGAGAUAUCUGAACUUUCGCCGAUCAGUAAAUUUCCAUCCACGCUUUAUCCAACCUUUGCCGAGUACUACUUUCAACGGUAUGCUUUAGAAGUGACGACUGCCUCUCAACAUCUCUUAGAUGUAGAUUACAUGUCUUCCAGACUCAAUCUGUUAACACCGCGCUACCUUAACCACAAAGGCAAAGCUCUACCUGUCACAUCGGCGCAGACAAAGAAGGAAAAACAGGAAAAUCUACAAAAUAAGCAGUUCUUGGUACCAGAGCUGUGUUAUAUCUACCCUAUUCCUGGCUCUUUAUGGAGAAAAGCAGUUUGCCUUCCAAGUAUGCUGUAUCGAUUAAAUGGCCUGCUGAUUGCUGUUGAGGUACGCGACCUCGUCGCACAGGAAGCCAAAGUCGGGAUUGAGAAGCUCUCCGAUGAUUUCAAGUUUGAUGACUUGAGUUUUGGUUGGGAUGAGUUCGAGAUAAAUAAACAGGCAGUGGGAGACAUCAGGGAUGCAGCUGGUGACAGUGAUGAAAUAGAAAGUACCGGAACCAGUGACGAUGAUGAUGAAGACUUCUACGAUUUCAGUGAUGCUAUCGAAUUCCAGGUUGGGGAUGAAACAUUGCAGGCAUUGAACCAGCUUAAAAUGUUGCCUGAUGGUGAAGAACCAAUCAAAACGUUUAACAAUAUUGAUCAUGAUUCAAUUGAAAAUGAUUCUGGUUGGGACGACUCUGUUGUUGAUGUCCAGCAUCUCAUCUCUUUCAGUGGUACAAGCAGUCGUGUUGCACCUGUGACCAUUCCGGCACCAGCUAUUGAUGCAAAGGACGAUGAGCUAGAUAUUGAUAUAUUUGCACAGAUGGACACGUUUGAUUUUAAAGCUGCCACUGGUGAUUUCUCCAAAAGCUUGAAGCAUAAGGCGGCUACUGAGAAAAUCUCCUCGGAACGUUUGGGGACGAUCUAUGAGAAUGACUACACCGAGCCGCUGAUUCCUCCAGAUAAGCUGGACGACUCCACGAAUGACGACGAACUAACAACAAUGCCGGGACCAAAUCCUGCAUUGAUCUUGCAAGCCUUGACUAUGUCUAAUGCCAGUGAUGGCUUCAACCUGGAAAGGCUGGAGAUGUUGGGUGAUUCUUUCCUCAAGCAGGCUGUCACCACGUACUUGUACUGUGCCUACCCUGGUAUGCAUGAGGGCAAACUGUCCUACAUGAGAAGCAAACAGGUGAGCAAUCUGAAUCUCUAUCGACUUGGAAAGAAGCAUGGCUUACCAAGUCGCAUGGUAGUGUCUCUGUUCGACCCACCAGUGAAUUGGCUUCCACCAGGCUACGUAGUGCUGCCUCCUGAAAAAAGACAACCUGUGAGAGUUGAGAGUGGGUUUGAGAUUGGGUAUUGGGGAAAUUGUGACACUGUGGAGAAUUUCAAAGCUGAGCCGGACGUGCCCUAUGACUUGCACAGUGAGCAGAGCUUAUCUGAUAAGAGCGUUGCCGAUUGCGUUGAAUCACUCAUAGGAUGUUACCUAGUGUCAUGCGGUUUUCGUGGAACCUUACUCUUCAUGUCCUGGCUUGGCAUAAAAGUUCUACCUUCAUUGAAAGAUGAGAAAAAUGCAACUUCAAAUUCAGUAGGCAUUGUUGAAAAUGGAAUACAGUCGACAGGCAAUAAUACAGAGGAAAAAAUGAGCAGAGAGGUAACUGAAAAUGAUCAACCCAACAGCGUCGGAUAUGGUCACCUGAAACCACCAAACUCACCACUGUUUAUAAACGUUGCCCAUGCAGAGGAGAGAUUGAAACAUCUGUUGUCUGGAUUUGAGAGCUUUGAAGAAAGGAUUCAUUAUGCUUUCAAUGAUAAAGCAUAUCUGUUACAGGCAUUCACGCAUGCUUCCUACUAUCACAAUACCGUAACAGAUUGUUAUCAGAGGCUUGAAUUUCUUGGGGAUGCUAUUCUUGACUACCUCAUAACAAAGCAUCUAUACGAUCAUCACCAGCAUCAUUCACCUGGCGCUUUGACAGAUCUCAGGUCAGCUCUUGUCAACAACACAAUCUUUGCUUCCUUGGCCGUCAAAUACGACUAUCACAAGUAUUUUAAAGCAAUAGCUCCGGAGCUCUUCCAUGUUAUCGACAACUUUGUGAAAUUCCAACAUGCGACAGAGGAAACUCAGGGUAUAGAUUCCCAGCUGAACAGUAAUUUCUCGGAUGAUGAAGACGAAGAGGAGGACGGGGAAGAGCGUGAAGAUAUCGAAGUGCCGAAAGCAUUGGGUGAUGUGUUUGAAUCUGUGGCUGGUGCUAUAUACCUAGAUAGUAAUAUGUCGUUAGAUGCUGUCUGGAGAGUUUAUUACACUAUGAUGAAACCACAUAUUGAUAAGUAUUCUGCUAAAGUGCCGAUUUCUCCUGUCAGAGAACUGUUAGAAAUGGAACCAGAAACUGCUAGAUUUGGUUUACCAGAGAAAACAAUGGAUGGAAAAACACGUGUGACAGUAACAGUGGCAGGGAAAGGAACGUAUCGCGGCAUUGGAAGAAACUAUCGUAUUGCCAAAUCAGCAGCCGCUCGACGUGCUCUCCGUGCCCUAAAAGCGCAACAAGAGAAGGCAGAGAAAGCUAGAGCAGAGGCAGAAGUUGAAGCUUUGAAGUCAUUGAAAGAUGAAGAAGCAAAAGAUGAGGAGAGGGAGGAGGCGGAGGAAGAUGAAGAUGAAGAGAGUCCCCAGAAAUAAAAUUCUUCCAUUAAUUUGUGCUUAAUUUAUAUCACCUUGAAGUUUUUGAUACCACAUUGCC
Saccoglossus kowalevskii is the source of this 6019-nucleotide messenger RNA. Its product is annotated as endoribonuclease Dicer-like. Gene Ontology annotation, biological process: pre-miRNA processing; apoptotic DNA fragmentation; siRNA processing. NCBI's taxonomy places the organism in Eukaryota, Metazoa, Hemichordata, Enteropneusta, Harrimaniidae. The record is from RefSeq and is a predicted model, not a curated record. Gene Ontology annotation, cellular component: nucleus; cytoplasm; RISC-loading complex. Gene Ontology annotation, molecular function: DNA binding; ribonuclease III activity; protein binding.